This is a messenger RNA of Protopolystoma xenopodis, 2529 nucleotides long. NCBI's taxonomy places the organism in Eukaryota, Metazoa, Platyhelminthes, Monogenea, Polystomatidea, Polystomatidae. The record is from the annotation of a GenBank genome assembly.
AUGCAACCGACCGCCUCUCCUCCACCUCCACCGUCUGUUGACCACUUCUACAGUCCAGCCUGUCCUGCCGACCUGACCCUGGAGGUUUGUCAGGUCUACUCCGGCCUCCGUGGCCUCCCGAAUUGCGGCUUCUCUUCGCCGACAUUUUCCUCUUCCUCCUCCUCGUCCUCUUCAUCUUCUUGCUCCUCUUCUUCUUCCUCUUCUUCUUCCUCUUCUUCUUCCUUCCCCAGCUCUCUCGUUCCCACAAUUUCCUCCAGCUCCAUCGUCUCAGCUUCCGAUGUGUCCGGUUACCUGGGCGACGGCAACAUGUUUACCAUCACCUCUUCUGCCUCGACUAACAUGAAGAAUGUGAACAGCACCAACGCUAUCGAUAAUUCUAAUCUUAGCAGAAGAGAUCCGCCCAGUCGGAGCAUGGAAGUGGAGAAGGCUGGUGCCAAUGCCAGACAGCAAAGUGGAUAUUUUGAUGCGAAUAGGCCAAGUUUAGGCGAGAAUGAGACGAAAAAUGGCUACCCACUUGUCCGGCUAUCCAGUCUGCCGCAGGAACUAGUCGACGAGACGUCGUCUCCUCGAGCCUCGGUCCCAGUUUUGCCUCAACCCACUGCCGUCUUAGGCGGCCUGGCAACAGCGGCAGGCCAUGACGACCCGGCCAGUGUGAGAGUAGGCCAGACUGGGUCGUCUCCUCGUGACGGAGGAGGGAGCAGAGGAGCGAGGACGGCCGUGGAAGUGGUCAGACGCGAUAGAGUCAGCAAGUUGGCCAAUGGGUGUAUUAGGGCACAUCUUCCAUUGCCGACGGCCGGGAAACCGGAACAAACUCACGAUCAGGAGGAGGGUAAAGGAGAGGAGCAAGAAGAAGAUGAAGAAGAAGAGGAAGAGGAGGAGGAAGAAGAAGAAGAAGAGGAGGAAGAGGAGGAGGUGGAGGAGAGGGUGGUGGCGGCUGGCGACGGCGGUGCCGACGAGAUGGUGACGGUGGUGGGCCGGCGUCGAGCUUCACGCCGCAGUUAUGCCGAACCCCCGGCUUUUGGAUCGCCCGGCCGACAGACGUCCUUGGUCGUCGAGGCCUCCUACUCGGACGAGUUGUUCUCCCCCCUCCGUCUGCUGCCGUCCUCCUCGGCAAGACCGCCGACAACCGCACAACUUGCUGACUUGCACAACUCCGAUGCACCACUUUCACCGCUUCUCUCCCUCCCACUUUCACUUACACUCGCCUUCCCCCUCGCCCCCAGAUCGUCGCAGUCUCCAGUCGCCCAUCAACCUCCACCCCACCUCUCCCAUCUGCCCCACCUCUCCCAUCUCGCCUACUCCGGCUCGGUGUCAUACACCGGCAAGCCCUUCUCCGGACUUGUCGAGGAACGGCCGACAGCCCACCCGACGCCGACCAGCUCAGCCAGUCUCAUCUUCCCGUCCGCCCACAUGCUUCUGGCCACCGACAGCCUGAAGGAGGCUGGACGGCAGGCGGACGAUGACGAGGAUGACGAUGACGACAACGACGACGACGACGACGACGAUGGGGGAGAGGAGGAGGAAGAAGAAGAUGACGACGAUGACGAAGACGAGGAGCGCUCGGCAACUGCGUCGUUUCACGUCGCCGUGGAGACCGGCAUUCGAGACAGUACAGCCUCAGUCUCCAGCCCGACUGGCCAAUCACGAUUGUCAGCCGCCAGUUUUUCACUUGGCAGCCUCGGAGCCGGCCUGACUUCGAGUCCACCUCACAAGGUUGCCACCACCCCUCUUCUUCCCAUCACCCCAACAACAGCCGCUCUUCUCGCCUCAGCAGCCGCCGGCGGCGCCAGUGCAGCGGCGACCGCGGCUGUGGCCGCCGCACUCCGGCAUCAGCACCACCUCCAACAUCAACAGUAUCAACAGCACCACCAGCAACAACAGCAUCAUCUUCAACAACAACAGCAGCAGCUUCAAAUGCAGCUGCCACUGUCGCAUCCUCAGCCGAGUCAACUGCACUUCCAGCCCUUCCAGCAUCUUCACCAGUUGCCAUCCGUGUUUGCCGGUACCAACAGUCCAAUAGGCGGCUCGAGUCCUCUCGUCUGCUCGCCUUCCGGCGGCUCAGAAGCCGGCCUCGUCAUGCUGCCCCCCUCCGAGAGAGGCCUCGAGAACAAAUCUCUCAAAGACACAAACCACGACGCCAGCACCAUCUGCAACAACCCGCCAUCCGGCAACCGGUCAGCGGUGGUCAGCUCAGCUGGUUGCAGUGCAACAGCGGGCAGCAACAGUCUGGCCGUCGUCAUGGCAGGCUCUUUGGGCUCCGGGGCCAGUCUGGUGGCGGCUGCCGUCGGCGGACUGACGGCGGCGGCUGCAGCAGCCGCCGCAGCAGCAGCAGCCACGGCGGCCGGUGGAUGUGGUACCGGAACUGGCUGUCCGACGCCGGCUCGUCGGCGCCAUCGGACCACCUUCAGUCAGGAUCAGUUGCAAGAGUUGGAGACGGCCUUCCAGAAAUCGCAUUAUCCGGACAUCUACUGCCGCGAAGAACUGGCUCGUAUGACCAAGUUGAACGAGGCUCGAAUUCAGGUGAGUUAG